This is a messenger RNA of Saccostrea cuccullata (small rock oyster), 609 nucleotides long. RefSeq lists its product as uncharacterized. The record is from RefSeq and is a predicted model, not a curated record. Gene Ontology annotation, molecular function: hydrolase activity, acting on ester bonds. Lineage: Eukaryota; Metazoa; Mollusca; Bivalvia; Ostreida; Ostreidae. The coding region runs from base 1 to 609 and encodes 202 amino acids. The transcript has a single exon.
AUGGCUGCGGGACGGGUAAAAGUAGUGAUUCUGGGACACUCGUUUAUACGACGUUUGCGUGAUUUUGUGUUGUCAACACCUGAGUAUAGCAAUUUGAGACUUUAUUCUACACAAUUCUCUGUUGAAUUUCGAGCGAGAGGAGGUUUAUCCAUCCGACAAUUAGCCAACAGCCCACAAUUGACGGACUUCGUGGACCAAGAUGUUUGUUUUUUACAAAUCGGAAGCAAUGACUUAUGUGAUCCAGCGAUUCCAGUGAAAGACAUUGCCAAUGGAAUAACAUCAUUUGCUUCUUUUUUGAUCGCUGCGGAAAAGGUGAAAGUUGUGAUUAUUGGCCAAGUCCUCUUUAGGUCACCACAUGCUACAGAUCCAGAUUACAACAACAGAGUUAGAGAACUGAAUGUGUUAUUGAAAUCGAAUUGUGUAAACUCGGACGCAAACUUGAGAUUUUGGCAUCACUAUGGAUUCUGGAAGGAUCCGAAUUUGCCCCACUUAUCACCAGAUGGUGUCCAUCUACAGAAUCCGAGGGUAAAUGCCCGUCCCAUGCAGAAAUAUGCCCAAAGCAUCAAAAGUGCAAUUCUACAUUGUGCUCGCACCUUCAUGCUCAGAUAA